UUUAAAUAUCAUGUUGAAGGUCCCGUUUUCCAGGUCGCCUUUCAUCAUUCCGGGGUCCCAGUAACGUCAGUUACCGAGUUUCAAAAUGAAGGGCUUCGUAACUGUCGGCGCUGCUUUCCUAGCAGCGUCUUCCUGUAUUCUCCCAUGUGUCGCCCAAAGGACCACCUAUACCGACACAGCUACGGGUAUCAGCUUCGGAACAUGGACCGAAGGUGGAGGCGCCUUUACCUACGGCAUUGCGCUCCCUGGUGAUGCUCUUACUACGGAUGCGACAGAGUACAUUGGACUUCUGAGAUGCACAGCAGGCUGGUGCGGUAUCUCCCAUGGAGAGUCGGGGCAGAUGACCCAGUCCCUGCUUCUCAUGGCCUGGCCCUACCAAGAUCAGGUUCUGACUUCUUUUCGAUUCGCGACGGGCUACAACCUACCCGCAGGGUACACUGGCGAUGCCAAGUUGACGCAGAUCUCGUCCAAGAUCGACGGAUCGACCUUCGAGAUCAUCUACCGUUGCCAAAACUGCUUUUCUUGGAACCAAGAUGGCGCAACGGGAGAAGUAUCGACCACAGGAGGAAACCUCAUUAUGGGCUGGGCGUUAGCAGCAGCUGUCCCGAUCAAUCCAGGCUGCCCCAACUCAAUCAGCUUCAGACAGCAUGACAGCGCCGGACAGUACGGCGCUGCGCUUGAUGGUGUCAACAAUGCCUCGUACUCCACCUGGACGUCACUGGCUACGAAGACGCCGUCGGGCGAUUGCGGUGGAGCGACGACGACGACAACAACGAGCAGCCCUACGGUGACACCGACAAGUACGGUGCCCGCUCCAACUGUGACUUGCAUAUCUCCGUCCAAAGAUACCUACGAUUACAUUGUUGUGGGGGCUGGUGCUGGAGGUAUUCCAGUUGCCGACCGUCUAAGCGAAGCCGGCCACAGCGUGCUACUCAUCGAAAAGGGCCCGCCGUCCUCAGGCAGAUACGGAGGUACUAUGAAGCCCGAGUGGCUCGAAGGAACUAAUUUGACCAGAUUCGACGUGCCCGGUCUCUGCAACCAGAUCUGGGUUGACAGUGCUGGCAUUGCAUGUACUGAUACCGACCAAAUGGCCGGCUGUGUCCUGGGAGGCGGUACUGCAGUGAACGCCGGAUUGUGGUGGAAGCCAAAUCCAGUGGACUGGGAUGUUAACUUUCCCGUCGGAUGGCGUUCAACAGACGUUCUCGCGGCUACGAACAAGGCCUUCACCCGAAUCCCUGGGACCGACAACCCCUCUGCAGACGGUGUACUUUACCAGCGCGAAGGUUUUGAUAUCCUAUCCAGUGGCCUGGAGAAGGCCGGCUGGAAGAAUGUCAAGCCCAACGAACAGCCAAGUGAGAAGAACCACACCUACGGUCGCACAAACUACAUGUACUUCCAUGGCGAAAGAGAUGGUCCAAUGGCAACCUAUCUUGCGUCAUCAAUCAAGAGACCCAAGUUUGAGUUGUGGAUGAACACAGCUGUCAACCGAGUCAUAAGAAACGGAUCUCAUAUCACAGGUGUCGAGCUAGCUUGCAACGGGAACGACGGCUAUCUUGGCAAGGUUAGCGUCACCCCAGACACUGGCAGGGUCAUCUUGUCGGCUGGUACCUUUGGCUCGGCUAAGCUAUUGCUCAGAAGUGGUAUUGGCCCGGCUGAUCAAUUGGCUGUCGUGGCAAACUCGUCUGACGGUGCUACCAUGAUUCCACAAUCCGACUGGAUCAAUUUGCCUGUCGGUCACAACCUGAUCGACCACUUGAAUACCGACGUCUACGUGACCCAUCCCGACUUCGUCUUCUACGACUUCUAUGGGGCAUGGACAGACCCCAUCCCAUCAGACAAGGAAAAGUACCUGACUAAUCGAACGGGCAUUUUCACUCAAGCAGCUCCAAACAUUGGCCCAAUGUUCUGGGAUGAGAUCCCAUGUUCAGACGGUGUCACGCGCCAGCUACACUACACUUCCAGAGUAGAAGGUGAAGACAAGACGGGAACUAACAACACUAUGAUCAUGAGCCAGUAUCUUGGCAGAGGCUCAACAUCAAGAGGCCGAAUGGGCAUCACCGCACAACUGAACACAAUCGUAGCAGAACACCCAUACCUGCACACCCCUGGAGACAAAGAAGCUGUCCUUCGAUCGAUAGAUAACGUGCGCGCCGCCUUCACCGGGUUGUCGAAUCUCACAUUCGCUCUCCCAAUGCCCAACCAGACCACGUUGGCUUACGUGGACUCUUUGGUUAUCAGCCCUGCCGCGAGAAGAGCGAAUCACUGGAUGGGUACUGCCAAGCUUGGUCUCGACGAUGGCCGCAAAGAAAACGGCACGGCCGUAGUGGAUGUCGACACCAAGGUCUACGGAACCGACAACUUGUUCGUCGUAGAUGCCUCGAUCUUCCCAGGCAUGUCAACUGGCAACCCCGCGGCAAUGAUCGUCGCUGCUUCUGAGUAUGCCGCUCAGAGGAUCCUACAACUUCCUACUGGCGUGAAGGCGAGGGACGAAAUCGAAGCAUAUAAAAUCCGAGGGCGUUGAUUUGUCCCAGGUAGAUGACAGCGGAUGACAGUCGAGUUAUGUGGAUAUGAGAUAUUUAAAAAGAGAA
Pseudomassariella vexata is the source of this 2588-nucleotide messenger RNA. RefSeq names its product cellobiose dehydrogenase. Bases 86 to 2521 code for a protein of 811 amino acids. Lineage: Eukaryota; Fungi; Ascomycota; Sordariomycetes; Amphisphaeriales; Pseudomassariaceae. The record is from RefSeq and is a predicted model, not a curated record. Gene Ontology annotation, molecular function: flavin adenine dinucleotide binding; oxidoreductase activity, acting on CH-OH group of donors. The transcript is spliced from 10 exons.